Messenger RNA from Platichthys flesus (European flounder), 478 nucleotides. RefSeq names its product dpy-30 histone methyltransferase complex regulatory subunit (gene dpy30). Gene Ontology annotation, cellular component: Set1C/COMPASS complex. The coding region runs from base 87 to 401 and encodes 104 amino acids. The transcript has 5 exons. NCBI's taxonomy places the organism in Eukaryota, Metazoa, Chordata, Actinopteri, Pleuronectiformes, Pleuronectidae. The record is from RefSeq and is a predicted model, not a curated record.
AAACAACGCGGCGCGUGUAUCUUUUAACGUAACUCAAAGCGGAAUUCACGUACGUUGGAUAUCUUGCGGAAAUAUCCACAACAAACAUGGCGGACGAUCAAACAGACGCAGAUCAGUCCAUGGAGGGACAAACACCAGUUUCUGAAAACCCUCACGCAGAGUACGGCCUGACGGAAAACAUCCAGAGGACGGUGGAGAACGAGAAGGCGAGUGCAGAGAAGAUCUCGAAGCAGAAGGUGGAUCUGCAGGCGCUGCCGACCCGAGCCUACCUGGACCAGACCGUGGUGCCCAUCCUGCUGCAGGGCCUGUCGGUGCUCGCCAAAGAGAGGCCUCCGAACCCGAUCGAGUACCUCGCGGCUUUCCUGCUGAAGAACAAGUCUCAGUUUGAAGAGAGAAACUGACUCGUCUCAUUUCCUGUUUGUUCAUGAACCGUUGUUUUUUUUAUUUUAUCACAAUAAACAUGUUGAUGUGAAAGGUC